AUGUCUGACCAACUCGAUGACAAGUUCAUGAACAGCGGUAGUGGCGCACCAGCUCCUCAGACAUCCAACGACAAGGGCGAUGCAUCGAAGAAAGACGCAGACAAAAAGGACAGCGGUAAGGGUCAGGAGAAGAAGGGUUAA
Molecule: messenger RNA, 141 nt
Organism: Alternaria arborescens
Lineage: Eukaryota; Fungi; Ascomycota; Dothideomycetes; Pleosporales; Pleosporaceae
Exons: 2
Coding region: 1-141 (46 amino acids)
Source: RefSeq, a predicted model, not a curated record